AUUGUAACGCACUAGUCCAGUUAUAAAGACAGCACGUGUCACGUGUUUGCGGUGGCGAGCUAGUCAUCUUGCGUGGUUAUUAGCGUUAACUAGUCGAAAGCACGUACUUUAACGGAGAAAUGGGUAAAGGUCGAAAGAACAAGCCGAAGAAGAACUUCGCCGAGAAGCGCCGUGAGAAACAAAAGAAAAAAGACGAGUGGGACAGUACUCCUCACAGAAGCUACGCGGAAAUCAUUCGGGAGAACAAGGACUUUGAGAAUUACUACAAGACGCAGGGAAUAGUGCCGGAAGACAAAUGGGACGCUUUCAUCAGCACUAUGAGGACCAAUCUGCCAGUUGCUUUCCGCAUUACCGGCUCGAAGGCCGAGGCUAAGGCCUUGUUGGAAAUAAUCAAAGGUGACUUCUUCAAGGGGAUCCUGAACGCAAAUCUGGACGGCGAUAAGGAGGACGCUGGCGGUCAAGCCAAGACUAUAUUGCACAGUUUACCCUUUUAUCCCGAGCAACUAGCUUGGCAGUUGCAAUUAACUAGGAAAGACAUCCGACGAUCCGAGGCGUACUUUAGGCUGCACAAUUUCCUCAUUGCCGAAACUAACAAUGGCAGCAUCAGCAGGCAGGAGGUGGUCAGCAUGGUUCCCCCUUUGGUCCUAGAUGUUAAACCUGCACACAAAGUUCUCGAUAUGUGCGCGGCGCCAGGAUCAAAGACUGCGCAACUUAUAGAGAUGAUACAUGCCGACGAGGGAAACGUUCCUCCAGAGGGUUUCGUAAUAGCUAAUGACGUUGACAACAAUCGAUGCUACAUGUUGGUGCAUCAAGCUAAGAGACUGAACAGCCCAAACAUUCUUAUUACCAACCACGAUUCGUCGAUUAUGCCAAACUUUAUGAUUACGGGACCAGAUGGUACAAAGGAUGUAUUGAAAUUUGACAGGAUACUCGCGGAUGUUCCGUGUAGCGGUGACGGCACUAUGCGAAAGAAUCCAGAUAUCUGGUGCAAAUGGAGUCCUGCCAAUGGCAGCAAUCUUCAUGGGAUUCAGUACAGAAUAGCAAAGCGUGGCUUAGAAUUACUAGCGGUUGGAGGGAGGAUGGUGUACUCCACAUGUUCACUAAACCCCAUUGAAAAUGAAGCGGUGCUUCACAGGCUUCUUCGUGAGACUGGAGAUUCAGUACAAUUGGUUGAUUGUAGAGAUUUAGUGCCAGGAUUAGUAUGCGAUCCUGGUGUCACACAUUGGAAACCGGCAUCUAAAAAUUUACAAUAUUACGAUAGCUGGGAUGACGUUCCAGAACAAUGGCAGACACAAGUACGGCCGAAAAUGUUUCCUCCAGAAGCAAACGAAGCCUCCAAGUUUCAUCUUGAACGUUGCAUGAGAAUAUUGCCACAUCAUCAAGAUACUGGAGGUUUUUUCGUGGCAGUGUUGGAGAAGAUAAAAUCUUUACCAUGGGAAGCUGAAACUUGUGUAUUAAAUCAAAACGUACAGGAUGCAGCUGAUAAUGAAAACAAGGAUGAACACGGUCUUCAAGAAGAAGCUUCACAAGAUGCAAAGUUUUCAGAAAACGGAAAAAGAAUAUUAGAAGAAGAAAAGAAGUCACGGGAAUCGCAGAAAAAGCGAAGAAGGAUUGUCGGUUACAGAGAAGAUCCAUUUGUCUUCUUCAAAGACGAAACUGAAGACGUGUGGCAGUCUAUUAAAGAUUUUUACGGUAUAUCUGACGCUCUAAAUCCACGUUGUCUAUUAGUAAGAUGUCACGAAGGGAAAAAGAAAAAUAUUUAUUUCACGUCUCCGGCAAUCCGUGACAUAGUGAUAUCAAAUGAGAAUAAAGUGAAAUUUAUAAACACUGGCGUCAAAACAUUCGUGCGGUGCGACAAUAAAAAUAUGAAUUGCGCCUUCCGACUUGCUCAAGAAGGGAUGCAUAGUAUCAUUCGCUAUAUAAGUGAUGGCAGGAAGCUUCAGGUCUCGAAAGAAGAUUUGAUAAUGCUUUUACAAAGUGACGAUCCACACACGCCACCUGAAAUUGUAAAAUUAAAUUCAGACACUCAGGAACGGCUCAAGGAAUUUGCAACUGGAAGUUGUAUACUUUUAUACAAAGAAGAGAAGACUGACAAUCUAAAUCGCCUAAAUCUCCAGUUGGUAGGGUGGAGGGGAAUAAUGUCUCUUAGGGCAUACGUGCCUACUUGCGACGCAAUUCAUUAUUUACGGCUAUUAGGAGCGGAUUGCUCUAAAUUUGAGAUAAAUAAAUUCGAGGAAAAUCGCGCGGCAAUUGGUCUCGCUGCAGUAGCCGAGGACGACAACGGUGAUGUUAAAACUAAAAUUGAAAAUGAAAGUAAAACUGAAGAUUAAUGGAAAAGUUGCAACGAAGAACAAGGAUAGCAUACAAAGGAUUGAUGACCACAGAGAUAUCAAUUGAAACAUAAUGAAUUGACUUAUUCGUUACGAUAUAAAUAAGACUCUUAACUUUUUAAAUUUCCUACACAUAUAUAUAUAUAUAUAUAAUAUAUAUAUAUAUAUACCUGUAUCUUUUAUUUGAUGGAAAUUUUUCAAUCCGAUCUGAUAAUUAAGUAUUGAUAUUGACAAGUAAAUUAUACUAUAAACGAAAAGAAAAAAAAGAUUUUCUGGGAUAAAAAUAUCGACGAUGGAGCGAUAAAAUGGUUAUUUUUACUGCCCAUUUUCUAUGAAAUAACUACUUUAUGAAAUUACAUGCGUAAUCUAAUGGUUUUUGAGCGGUAAAGAGCUCUCCAUUUCCUAAUGCCUAUUGGACGCAUCUCGCCAUAAUGUAUAAUAUAGUACAAAUUUUCAUUAUAAAUAUGGCCGGAUGCAAGGAAUCAUUAAUCCUGAAAUGAUUGAUGUUUUUGUAACAUCUAAUAUCACUGCCUUUAAUAAUUGAUGCACUCCUGCAUUUCCUUGAAUAUUGUGCAACAACGAUAAAACGAAUGAGACCUGUUAAC
Vollenhovia emeryi is the source of this 2935-nucleotide messenger RNA. RefSeq names its product tRNA (cytosine(34)-C(5))-methyltransferase (gene Nsun2). The transcript is spliced from 10 exons. The record is from RefSeq and is a predicted model, not a curated record. The coding region runs from base 120 to 2330 and encodes 736 amino acids. Gene Ontology annotation, cellular component: cytoplasm; nucleus. Gene Ontology annotation, biological process: tRNA methylation. Lineage: Eukaryota; Metazoa; Arthropoda; Insecta; Hymenoptera; Formicidae. Gene Ontology annotation, molecular function: tRNA binding; tRNA (cytidine-N5)-methyltransferase activity.